Molecule: messenger RNA, 466 nt
Organism: Cucurbita pepo subsp. pepo (vegetable marrow)
Lineage: Eukaryota; Viridiplantae; Streptophyta; Magnoliopsida; Cucurbitales; Cucurbitaceae
Source: RefSeq, a predicted model, not a curated record
AUGGUGAAGGGAAGUCAGGGAGAAAGAAUCAGACUCUACGUCAGAGGAACGGUCCUUGGGUACAAAAGGUCCAAGUCAAACCAGUAUCCAAGAACAUCACUGAUUCAGAUUGAAGGUGUGAAUACCAAGGAAGAGGUUGCAUGGUAUGCUGGAAAACGGUUGGCAUAUAUUUACAAGGCCAAAGUGAAGCAAAAUGGAACUCACUAUCGGUGCAUUUGGGGCAAGGUAUCCAGACCUCAUGGUAACAGUGGCAUUGUUCGAGCUAAGUUUAAGUCAAACUUGCCCCCAAAAUCCAUGGGUGAUAAAAUUAGGGUAUUUAUGUACCCCAGCAACAUAUGAGGUACACUCCCCUCCACCACUCUUUUUGAUGUAGAAAGGGAAAAACCAUCCAUGCUGUUCAUCUUAAUGUGAUAAAAACACAGUAUGCUUGAUAUUGCAUUCCAAUAUUCAAUUUUUGUUUGCUUUA